Mauremys mutica (yellowpond turtle) is the source of this 3494-nucleotide messenger RNA. It is a transcript of the gene BCAM, whose product is annotated as basal cell adhesion molecule (Lutheran blood group). The record is from RefSeq and is a predicted model, not a curated record. The transcript has 16 exons. The coding region runs from base 69 to 1946 and encodes 625 amino acids. NCBI's taxonomy places the organism in Eukaryota, Metazoa, Chordata, Testudines, Geoemydidae. Gene Ontology annotation, cellular component: plasma membrane.
GGCUCGGGGGGCUGGAGUCCGGGACGGGCUCCGGGAGUUACUUACAGUUUCUCCCGGCCGCGGACACCAUGGGCCAGUCCGGCUGCCCGCUGCGGGGCCUCCUGCUUCUGGCUCUGAUCGGUCGCCCAGGCUGCCUGGCUGUGGUGCAGAUCUCAGUGCCAGCGCAGCUCGAGGUGCUGCUGGGAUCCCCGGUCACCAUCCCCUGCACGCACAGUAUCACCGGGUCACCUGACACCCGCCUGGUGGAAUGGUUCAUCACGGACCGGGACGGGGAGAGGCGGCGUGUGGCUUACAGCGAGGGGGACCGUGGGGAGGUGGACCAGGGCACCGAGUACUCAGACCGUGUCCACAUGGACCCCGAUCUCAGCCUGGUCCUGCUGAAGGCCGACGUGAGCGACGAGCGGGCCUUCUCCUGCCAGGUGACAGCAGGGGCCGCAGGCAGCGCCGAGGGGGUGGCCCAGCUCCGGGUGUACGAACCCCCCGAACCCCCGGAGCUCACAGCUAACCCCGGGAUCCUGUCCGUGAUGGAGCGGUCGGUGUCCGAGAUCGCCACCUGCAGCAGCCGGAACGCCAACCCCUCCCCCACCAUCAGCUGGUUCAAGGAUGGGGCCCGCCUGGAAGCGCCCACUGAACGCAAUGACGACAUGUACGUGGUGUCUCGCUCCGUGAAGGAGGCCUCAGGGCUGCAGUCUGUGUCCAGCACCCUCUAUCUGCGCCCCAGCAAGGCCGACAAGGAUGCCCAGUUCCAGUGCCUGGUCCAGUACCCGCUGCCCCAGGGGAAGGUGGGCAACACCACCUCAGAGCGCUUCAGCCUCGUGCUGCACUAUUUCACGGAGAACGUGGAGUUCCUGCUGGAGUCUCCCCUGGUGAUCAAGGAGGGGGACGACGUGAGGCUGCGGUGCCGGGGGGAUGGGCAGCCGGAGCCGGAGUACAUCUUCUACCGGGUGCAGGCCUCCAAGGUCAUGGAACUGGCCACCAAGCAGGACGGGGUCCUGACCCUGCCCAGCGUUUCCAGGGCCAACAGCGGGACCUACCGGUGCCAGGUGCUGGACUUCGACAGCCCCCCUGAGGUGCAGCUGGAGAAGGAGGUGACCAUCCACGUCAACUACCUGGACCCCCUGACCCUGCACCCAGGCAGACGAGUGACAGUGCCCCUGGGUGGAGACGUCACACUCACCUGCUCCGGACAGGGCUCCCAGCCCCCGAAACUGGUGUGGAGGAAGGGUAAGGAGCGAGUGGCUCACGGUGGCACCCACACCCUGCACUCGGUCUCAUACCACGUGGCCGGCACUUACACCUGCGAGGCCUCCGUGCCCAGCGUGCCAGGGCUGCAGCGGGACCAGACCGUCCAGGUUACCGUGGAAGGGAAGCCGGAGAUGGAGGAGCGCCCGACCCAGCACCGGCUCCCAGGCGAGGGGCAGCACAUCCAGCUGACCUGCUCCGCUGUGGGACACCCUGAGCCAGAGCUCAGCUGGAGCCUGCCGGGGGUGAAGCCGGUGGUGAGCGGCACGGGGAACCGGGUGACGAGCGAGGUGACGGUGGAGGUGACGGCGGCGCUGGCCAAGUCCGGGAUCUGGUGCCAGGCCAGGAACCGGUUCGGGGAGGCCACGCAGCACUUCACCCUGGAAAUCGAACCCCCAGCAGCUACCCCCUCCUCUUCCCCCCCGGCAGCGGGGGGUCCUGAGCCCCAGGGUGGCAGCGGCGCUGCGGUUGUGGCUGUCGUGGUCUGUGUCCUGCUGCUCCUGCUCAUCGUUGGCUUCUUCUACUGCAUGCAGCGCCGGGGACACCUGCCCUGUGGGGCGGGGGAGAAGAGAUCACUGACACCCAAGGAGGGCGGCGCGGAGGACCCGGCUGUGGAGAUGAAGACGGACAAACGGAACGAGCAGACGGGGCUGCUGAGCCCGAGCGGGGGCGCUGGGGGGGGCGACGGGGGUCACGAGUGCUGAGCCCUGCCCCAGCAGAUGGCUGUACUGGGAACCCCCGCAGAGGAGGAGGAGGCUGGGACGGCAGCCGGCUGGGAGAGAUGGAUUUUGUCCCCUCUGUUUCCCCCCAGGGGCUGCGGGGGACAUUUACUCCAUCCCCCGAGUUCUUUUUGUUUCAAUGCCUGGUUUAUAUCAAGAGACCUUUUCAGCUGCCAUGGGGGGCUCCCUCCUGUCCCCCAUGGACUCCCCUGCCCCCCAGCACACUGUCCGCCUAUGGGCUCCACUCUCAUGGAUUCCCUGCUCCCCACAGCAUCUGGAGAAAGGGGAGACCCUCACCUGUCCCCAGUUAUGGGGGUCAAGGCCAGGCGGGCAUGUUCCAUCCAACCCUCCCACAGCACCUCCUGACCCACAUCCCCUGCGACCCCCCAGCACUGGCACCCUCAGGCCCCCGCUUACCCACAGCACAUGCCCCUAGGGUCCAACCACUCAUGGUAGCAGCCCCCCAUCGCCUUCCCUCCCUCACCUCCAGCAUUGGUACCCCAGAACACACCCCUCCCCCCAUCUCUGCCCUUCCCUGUGUCCCCCAGCACCUACCCCCCCCCCCGCCAUAUUGUAUUUAUCUCUGGUUGUGAAUGUUUUUUUUACGAGACCUGUUUGUUUAGCAGCGUUUUGGGGGUGGUUCUGCUGCCCCCCAAGGGGUCUGUUCCUAUCUGUGCCCCCCCCAGGACCUUCCCUAGUCGUGACACUGGUGUUUAUUUUACUGCAAUGUCUGUUGGGGGCAGUGGAGCUGGGGGGGAACUGGGGAAGCCCUGAGAAGGGGUGCCCCCCCCCGGAGCCCAGCUCUACUAACCCCUUCAUGGGAUCCCCCCGACCUCCACCUUCCUGCUCCCAUGGCACCCAGAGCCUGGGACCCUCCCCCAAUGAAAGACCUGGGCCCCUGCUGCAGCCAUGGGGGCCCUGCCCCAUCCCCCACCCUGCGGAGCUGCAGUCCAUUGUGCUGACCCCUCCCCCCCUUGAACCCAACUGGGGGCUAUUUAUGGCUCUUUCCUGCCCCCAGCCCUAGGGGCCACCAUGGGGGGAGCACAGGCCCUCCCCCCACCAGGAUUAUCCAGCCCCCCCAUCAUUCCAGGCCUGACGAUGCCCCAUCCCAGCGCCCUUGUCCCCCUGUCUCAGGGGCACCCUCACAGCUCCCCCAGAAGGGGAUGGGGCUAGGAGCCUCGGCCCCCCUUUUCCCAGCCUGCCAGCAGGGGGCAGCAUCCUCUGAGCAACCCCCCCCCCCGCCCCCCGGCAUGGGCCACCCGCCCUCCCAGGAAGAGCCCUAGGGGUGAAUUUCCCCCCCUCCCCUGGGGCUGGUCUGUCUAGUCCCCAAGCCCCCCACAUAGGGUGACCAGCAAGCAAGGGGGGCAGGGGGUCAUAGGCAGCUACGUAAGACAAAGCCCCGAAUAUCAGGACAUCUGGUCACCCUACCCCCCUGCAGCUCCAGCGCCCCCCCCAUUGUUCUGCCUGUUGCCUGCUGCCCCCCCCCCACUUUACACUGAGGCUGGGUAUUAAAGAUUGUAACGCCUCCCCCCA